AUGACAGAAUUCAAUGAUAAAGUCUGGGGCUUGCUACCACUGAGUAACACUUUCUAUGUAGAGAGUGAAAAGGCCAGAAAAAUGACAGAAUACAAUGAUAAAGUCUGGGGCUUGCUACCACUGAGUGCGGGAUGGAUGCCAACAAUUCUUCGAGCAGGUAGAGGAAUGACCUUGUGGGAAAAGGCCAGACUAGAUCCACCAUCCAAGAAAUUGGAACUUUUCUCAUACGAGAACAAUCCGUAUGCAAGACUUGUGCGUGAGGCACUGUGUGAAUUGGAGCUUCCAUAUAUCCUUCAAAAUGUCGGAACAGGGUCUCUGCGAAAAAAGUUACUACUUGAUGCAUCUGGAUUCCAAGAUGUGCCUUACUUGAUUGAUCCAAACACCGGCGCUGAAAUUGGUGACUACAAGAAGAUCAUGGCUUAUUUUCGAAUCGAAGCCACUCAAACAAAACCACCGAAAACCCUUUUUCCCACCACCAAAUCCUUAACAAAUCCAUCCAAUGGCCGCCUCUCUCUCCAUUUCCAGACUCCUCCUCUCCUCUCCAACCCCAAUUUCCACCACCACAACUGCUGCCGCCGCCAAAUCCCUCCUCUCCUCCAAAGUCUCCUUCUCCUCUCUCCCCUCAAACCCAACCGCCUUCCUAAACCCCUCAAAACCGCCACUAGAAAAUUCUCUACUAUCUCCGCCACCAUUUCCGUCGGGGACAAACUCCCGGACUCCACUCUCUCCUACUUUGACUCCGAAGGAGAACUCCAAACCACCACAAUCUCCUCCCUUACAUCCGGCAAAAAAUCAAUCCUGUUCGCCGUCCCAGGCGCCUUCACCCCAACAUGCUCUCAAAAACACCUUCCAAGUUUCGUGGAGAAAUCCGCAGAGCUAAAGUCAAAAGGGGUUGACACAAUCGCGUGUAUAUCAGUCAACGAUGCGUUUGUGAUGAAAGCAUGGAAGGAGAAUUUGGGGAUCAAAGACGAUGCAGUGCUGCUUUUGUCUGAUGGAAAUGGGGAUUUUACGAGGGCAAUUGGGUGUGAGUUGGAUUUGAGUGAUAAGCCAGUUGGGCUGGGAGUGAGGUCAAGAAGGUAUUCAUUGUUGGCUGAAGAUGGAGUUGUCAAGGUUCUUAACUUGGAGGAAGGUGGAGCUUUUACUUCCAGUGGAGCUGAGGACAUGCUUAAAGCCCUUUGA
Molecule: messenger RNA, 1179 nt
Organism: Dovyalis caffra
Lineage: Eukaryota; Viridiplantae; Streptophyta; Magnoliopsida; Malpighiales; Salicaceae
Source: the annotation of a GenBank genome assembly